AAGCAGUUUACUGCGUCUUUGCUGUACCCAUUGAGGACGAUGGCUCUAACGCUUAAAUUCUGGGGGAAAAAUAAUUAUGCUGCAAUUCUGGGUGAGGAACCUAAAGAUGCAUCGUUAUGCUUUUCCCUGGACAUUGGGCAUAUCCAUUAUUUCUAUUUUUUGUGCUCUCAAAAACAAGCCAUGAACCUGUUGAUGCUCUUGCUAUUAUUCUUUGUUCAUUCAUUCACCUGACAAGUAUCUAUUGCUUCCCAAUAUAUACUGUGUCCAGUAUUAGGGGAUGGGCUAACAAGAUGAACCAGACAUGGUCAUUGUUCUCAAGCUGCUGGCAGUCUAGUGGCAGCAGAAAUAGAAGUCAAUGACAGCUGUGUAUUAUAAGUACUGUGACAGAAUGGACCAUAGGGUGCCGUGGGGCCCCAGAGGAAAAGACUUAACUGGGGUGGUGUGUGGUCAGUAAAAACACUCAGAAAAGUAAUCCUUGAGCUAAUUAACAUAAGGUUUGAAUCCUGGCUCUACUACUUCAGUGUAAGAGAGACUGAACUGUGAGAAUGAAGUGAAUUCACUCGACGUCUCUAACUUAGACUCAAUGCCCCAAACAGGGCUGUCUUGAGAAUUAAAUGCGAUAACAUAUACAGAAGAGCCAUGGAUGCAUCCGGAGACAGUGCUGCUCACGAGCUUACAUUUCCUGGGCCUCGAUUUCACUUAUCUGAGAAACAGAACCAAGAGUAAGGAUGUGCCCGGCUACAUCCUUCGGGAUGUUAAGAGCCAAGACAAAUAAAAGCUACAGGACAGGCUUGAGACAGCCUCCUCCUCCUCCCCUCUGCCCCAAUAAAGCCAAAGGCCCUCCUCCUAAGUCUUAUCUCAGUGGAGAGACUCUUACUGCUCCCUCCUCCAACCACGAACCUCCCUUUGCCCGGUCCAACGCGAGCACUUCGCGCCAGCUACUCCUGGGGCGCAAGCGCGGCAGCCAUCUGUGCACUUAGGUGGGCGGUCCGUCGCACUGAGGGCGGGGCUUUGGCUGCUGAGCAGUUCCGCUCAGGGUCGCCUACAAAGUGGCAAAAUCCCGUUUGUAAGUAACCGGACGCACCACGUGGACUUCUGAGUAGAGGAAAAACGUACUGAGACUCAGGUGUCCCAGCGGAAGGCGCGGGAGCCGAACUGGAAACUCCUCUCGCCAUUCAUUGCCCCUAGGCUUCCGCUCUGCUUCUUUCAGCGUCCACCCAGUUCUUCCUCCCGCCAAUGAGAACUGAGGAAGUUGAAGCCCCCGCCCGACGUGCGUCAGGCGCUUUUGUGGUACGCACGAGAGCGCCUGCGCAAACGCACGCGGGAGGCGGGCCUGGCCAACUUCGGAACAGCGAGCUAGCUGUUCGCUCGCGCCUAGUUUGGCGCGGGCUGGGAGGUGUUCCAGGCAGUUAAGAUGUUGCGCGUGGUGAGCUGGAACAUCAAUGGGAUUCGGAGACCCGUGCAAGGGGUGGCAAAUCAGGAACCCAGCAACUGUGCCGCCGUGGCCGUGGGGCGCAUUUUGGAGGAGCUGGAUGCCGAUAUCGUCUGUCUCCAGGAAACCAAAGUGACCAGGGAUGCACUGACAGAGCCCCUGGCUAUCGUUGAGGGUUAUAACUCCUAUUUCAGCUUCAGCCGCAACCGUAGCGGCUAUUCUGGUGUAGCCACCUUCUGUAAGGACAACGCUACCCCAGUGGCUGCUGAAGAAGGCCUGAGUGGCCUGUUUGCCACCCAGAAUGGGAAUGUUGGUUGCUAUGGAAACAUGGAUGAGUUUACCCAAGAGGAACUCCGGGCUCUGGAUAGUGAGGGCCGGGCCCUCCUCACACAGCAUAAGAUCCGCACGUGGGAAGGGAAGGAGAGGAUCUUGACCCUAAUCAACGUGUACUGCCCCCAUGCGGACCCUGGGAGACCUGAGCGGCUAGUCUUUAAGAUGCGCUUCUAUCGUUUGCUGCAAAUCCGAGCAGAAGCCCUCCUGGCGGCAGGCAGCCAUGUGAUCAUUCUGGGUGACCUGAAUACAGCCCACCGCCCCAUUGACCACUGGGACGCAGUCAACCUGGAAUGCUUUGAAGAGGACCCAGGGCGCAAGUGGAUGGACAGCUUGCUCAGUAACUUGGGGUGCCAGUCUGCCUCUCAUGUAGGGCCCUUCAUCGAUAGCUACCGCUGCUUCCAACCAAAGCAGGAGGGGGCCUUCACCUGCUGGUCAGCAGUGACCGGCGCCCGCCAUCUCAACUAUGGCUCCCGGCUUGACUAUGUGCUAGGGGAUAGGACCCUGGUCAUAGACACCUUUCAGGCCUCUUUCCUGCUGCCUGAGGUGAUGGGCUCUGACCACUGCCCUGUGGGUGCAGUCUUGAGCGUGUCCUCUGUACCCGCAAAACAGUGCCCACCUCUGUGCACCCGCUUCCUCCCUGAGUUUGCAGGCACCCAGCUCAAGAUCCUUCGCUUCCUAGUUCCUCUCGAACAAAGUCCUCUGUUGGAGCAGUCGGCGCUGCAGCACAACAAUCAAACCCGGGUACAGACGUGCCAAAACAAAGCCCAAGUGCACUCAACCAGGCCUCGGCCUAGCCAGGCUGGCUCUGGCAGAGGCCAGAAAAACCUGAAGAGCUACUUUCAGCCCUCCCCUAACUGUCCCCAAGCCUCUCCUGACAUAGAACUGCCUAGCCCACCACUGAUGAGCGCCCUCAUGACCCCGAAGACUCCAGAAGAGGAGGCAGUGGCCAAAGUGGUGAAGGGGCGGGCCAAGGCUUCAGAAGCCAAAGAUGAGAAGGAGGUACGGACCUCAUUCUGGAAGUCUGUGCUGGCGGGGCCCUUGCGCACACCCCUCUGUGGGGGCCACAGGGAGCCAUGUGUGAUGCGUACUGUGAAGAAGCCAGGACCCAACCUGGGCCGCCGCUUCUAUAUGUGUGCCAGGCCCCGGGGUCCUCCCACUGACCCCUCCUCCCGGUGCAACUUCUUCCUCUGGAGCAGGCCCAGCUGAACCAAUGGAGGCCUGGGGACGUCUGGCAUAGUCACCCCUGCACGUGAUCUGAGGCCAGCUCCCCUUCCCUGAGCUGCCUCCUGCUUCUCCCCGAAAGUCUCCUACCCUUCUCUUCCUCUUCUUAGCCCUCUCUUCCUCACUGACCUUCCUACCUAGCUCCUUGUUGGUGAGCUUUUUGCACCUUAAUGCUGUGACCCAGCCCGCUACACCACUUUCCACCUUCCUGUCUGAAGUACACGGACACUGGCUGCCCCGGGAAGUUGUGUGAUUUUAAAUCACUCCUGUCUUUGCUGGAAAAUGUAUUUGUGCAUAAAUAAAGUCUGUGUAUUUGUUUCAGGGUU
Messenger RNA from Cercocebus atys (sooty mangabey), 3312 nucleotides. It is a transcript of the gene APEX2, whose product is annotated as APEX nuclease (apurinic/apyrimidinic endonuclease) 2. The transcript has 6 exons. Gene Ontology annotation, biological process: base-excision repair. Gene Ontology annotation, molecular function: double-stranded DNA 3'-5' DNA exonuclease activity; DNA-(apurinic or apyrimidinic site) endonuclease activity; DNA binding. NCBI's taxonomy places the organism in Eukaryota, Metazoa, Chordata, Mammalia, Primates, Cercopithecidae. The record is from RefSeq and is a predicted model, not a curated record. Bases 1415 to 2971 code for a protein of 518 amino acids. Gene Ontology annotation, cellular component: nucleus.